Xenopus laevis (African clawed frog) is the source of this 1369-nucleotide messenger RNA. RefSeq names its product hairy and enhancer of split 5, gene 2 L homeolog (gene hes5.2.L). The record is from RefSeq and is marked provisional. Gene Ontology annotation, cellular component: nucleus. Gene Ontology annotation, molecular function: protein dimerization activity; DNA binding. Gene Ontology annotation, biological process: negative regulation of transcription by RNA polymerase II; system development; animal organ development. Lineage: Eukaryota; Metazoa; Chordata; Amphibia; Anura; Pipidae.
ACAUUCAUAUCAGACGGACACAAGUGGAUUGUUACUCCAGAACCUCAAUGGCACCCAGCACUGCUUUUUUAGAGCAACAAAAGAUGUCUCCAAAGGAAAAAAAUAAGCUACGAAAGCCAGUUGUGGAGAAGAUGCGUAGGGACAGGAUUAACAGCAGCAUUGAACAGCUGAAAGUUCUCCUGGAAAAUGUCUUCCACAAGCAGCAGCCCAACGUGAAGCUGGAGAAGGCUGAUAUCUUGGAGAUGACAGUCACUUACCUGAGACAACAAACUCUUCAGCUAAAAAGUGAAAUCCCUCAUAACAAUGACAUCCAGAUGGAUUACAAAGUUGGUUACUCCAGAUGUUUUGAGGAAGUUAUUGACUUUUUAUCACUUCACCAAAAGCAGCCAGAAACCGAAGCCAAGCUAAUCAGCCAUUUCAACUCAAAAACAGCUGCCAGCUGCAUUUCAUCAUUUCCUAUGAGAUGCAAUCCAUCCAAACCUGAAAAUGGCAUUGGUAGAAGCAGUCUUUGGAGGCCGUGGUAGAUGUGAAGAUGUUUGGCAUUCAAAAUAACCCAGAGGAUUGUGUGACUUGCUCAGUUAUGGUCCUCUUAUACUGUAGGGAAUAUUUUCCUGUACCUCUUAUGCAAGGGGUUUAUAUUUGUUUGAUAAAAUGGAGUGUGGCUCCAUUGUCUUUUUAGCCCUUCAGGUGCACUGACAAUGACACCCAAGGUUAAACUGGCUCUGAGCAAUAUGGGCAUUAGCCCAACACUCUGUUAAAAGUAUUGUACUUUGCAAAAUAGUAGUACUUUGCAUGUGAGGAAGUGAAAAGCAUAUGCGUAGUUGCAUUUGCCUUCAAUAUGAAGUGUUUCUAUUAAGAUGUAUAGGUUGUACAUGUAGGUUUAUAAACCUUACUACGUGCCAAUAAGCACUUAUGUCUCAGGCUAGUUUGAUUCUGCCAUGCAGAGAAUCACUGUGUAACAGUUGUAGUGAUGGAUAGCUAUAUCUAUAAUUCAGUAGAAGAAGAUAUCUUAAGCUUUGGAUAUAAAAACUUUAUGUCAUACUAUAAUGGGUAACUGACUAGAUCUUGGUUAGUCCAAAAAUAUUGUGAAAAUAUUGUUGCAUGUGCUAACCAAUGUAAGGUUCAAUGAAAUGUGGAAUAUUUCUACAUACAGUAUGUUUGUUUUUCAUAAAAAUAGCAUCAGUAUUUUUGCAUUAUAGUAAAGAAUAUAUGUAAGAGAUUCAAUGUAUUUCAUUUUGGAAUCAAUGUACCUAUUUCCACGGCAAAAUGUUUUGCUUAGCGGAAAACAUGUUAAUGCAUAUUGUAUAUGCCCUACCUGUAUCUUUAUUUCAUUGAGAAAUAAAUAAAUGUAUUUUUGUUAUAAUAAAAA